This is a messenger RNA of Lucilia sericata (common green bottle fly), 834 nucleotides long. RefSeq names its product adult cuticle protein 1-like. The transcript is spliced from 2 exons. The record is from RefSeq and is a predicted model, not a curated record. Bases 227 to 514 code for a protein of 95 amino acids. Lineage: Eukaryota; Metazoa; Arthropoda; Insecta; Diptera; Calliphoridae.
UUUAAAUUUAUUAUUAUUUAUUAAACCUAUUAAUUGUACUUAAGUUAUUUUUGCAUUAUUAUAAAGCAAAUUCGCCAGCUAAUGAGUAAAGUUAUUUGGAUGAUGUUGGUGUUAGCUUUUAAUAUAUAAAUAAGGGAUUUUUAUAAAAUAAAAUCAGAAUAGAACUUGAGUUCAAACCUGUAACACACAGUUUAGUUUUCUGCGAUCUCCAGACAAUCCUUUCAAAAUGAAAUUCGCUAUCGCCACCUUCUUCACCUUGGCCUUGGUUAUGGGUGCCCAAUCAUCUAUAAUUCCUUGGGGUAAUGUAAUCACCGAAAUCGCCGGUGGUCCUCUUUCCUACACCGCAGUCACAUCACCAAUUGUGUCCGCUUGGCCAGCUCCCGUUCCUAUUGUAGCUGCUGCUCCCGCCAGUUAUGUUGCCCAAACUCGUGGUGCUGUGCACGCUGCUCCCUUGGAGGGACAUCUCAAUUCAGUAGCAAAUAUUAAUGUAGCUCCAGCUCCUGGUACCAUCUAAGUGAUUACCACCAAAUACAGUCAUCGUAGUCAAUAAAAAACAACAAGUUUCCCGCCCAUUCAGAAACUGCCAGUGUGAUGUUUGAAUUCUUUUUCUCUUUUCCGAAAAAAGAGCAAAAGAAAUUAGUUUUAAUAUUUUUCUUUGUUACAAUCUAAAAUUUUUCUAAUUUGCACAUAAAUUUCAUUUCUAUUGUGUUUUUCUGUAAUUUAUUCACUUUUUACAUAUCAACACUUUUUUUCGGUUUCUUAUUUCCUUUCUGUCGCCUUUAUUUUUUCUCUUUUUUCUGUUAAUAAAGCAAGUACUUUGUAAAAAAAGUAAAA